Fusarium vanettenii 77-13-4 is the source of this 270-nucleotide messenger RNA. RefSeq lists its product as uncharacterized. Gene Ontology annotation, biological process: nucleoside metabolic process. The annotation marks the transcript as partial. Gene Ontology annotation, molecular function: catalytic activity. The record is from RefSeq and is a predicted model, not a curated record. Lineage: Eukaryota; Fungi; Ascomycota; Sordariomycetes; Hypocreales; Nectriaceae. The transcript has a single exon.
AUGGGGCCCGUGAAUGCCGCAGCAUGUGCCGCCACAGCUGUUCAGCAGUUUCCAAACGUUCGGUUUGCCCUGAUGAUUGGGAUUGCAGGUGGCAUACCAAGCCGAAGUAGGGAUAUUCGGCUGGGUGACGUCGCGGUUGGAAUCCCUGGAGGCAGCCAUCCUGGAGUGCUCCAGUACGAUUUUGGGAAAUAUCAACAAGAUGGAUCGUUCAUCCUCAAAGGCUGCCUGAACAAGCCUCCCUCGAUUCUGAUAAAUUCCUGUCAUCGCCUG